UCCCGCAGCCCGGAAGUGGCCGCUGCGGGGUGCCGGCGGUCGCCAUGUCGGGCCGCGGGAAGCUGAUCGCGGUGGUGGGCGACGAGGACACGGUGACCGGGUUCUUACUGGGAGGGGUGGGAGAACUGGACAAGCACCGCAAGCCCAACUUCCUAGUGGUGGAGAAGGAGACGAGCCUGGCGGAGAUCGAGGAGACCUUCCGGAGCUUCCUGAACCGGGAGGACAUCGGGAUCAUCCUGAUCAGCCAGUGCCUGGCCGAGCUCAUCCGGCACGCCGUAGAAGCCCACUCCCGGCCCCUGCCUGCCAUCUUAGAGAUCCCCUCCAAGGAACACCCCUACGACCCCGCCAAGGACUCCGUCCUACGCCGAGCCCGCGGCCUCUUCACCCCCGACGACCUCCGCUAGACAGCUCCCCCGCCCGUCCCUGCACCCCCGAAAACAAACCCACCCGGGGUCCUCAGUAUGCUGCUGGGGGUUCUCAUCGCACCCCGAGGGCCCGUGUCCCACCCCAGGGUGAUGAUGGGAGUCCUUAUCCCAUCCUGGGGUCUCCAUUCCACCGCAGAGUGAUGCUGGUGAUCCUUGUCCCUGUCCCAGC
This is a messenger RNA of Dryobates pubescens (Downy woodpecker), 594 nucleotides long. It is a transcript of the gene ATP6V1F, whose product is annotated as ATPase H+ transporting V1 subunit F. NCBI's taxonomy places the organism in Eukaryota, Metazoa, Chordata, Aves, Piciformes, Picidae. Gene Ontology annotation, biological process: proton transmembrane transport. Gene Ontology annotation, molecular function: proton-transporting ATPase activity, rotational mechanism. Gene Ontology annotation, cellular component: membrane; proton-transporting V-type ATPase, V1 domain. The record is from RefSeq and is a predicted model, not a curated record. The transcript has 2 exons. Bases 45 to 404 code for a protein of 119 amino acids.